Messenger RNA from Candoia aspera, 4880 nucleotides. It is a transcript of the gene TRIP10, whose product is annotated as thyroid hormone receptor interactor 10. The transcript has 15 exons. The coding region runs from base 338 to 2161 and encodes 607 amino acids. Gene Ontology annotation, molecular function: protein binding. Lineage: Eukaryota; Metazoa; Chordata; Lepidosauria; Squamata; Candoiidae. The record is from RefSeq and is a predicted model, not a curated record. Gene Ontology annotation, biological process: signal transduction.
UGGCAUCUCGGAGGAUGGCGCUCUCGACCUUCUUGAUCCUGACGGGCGGGUGAAGGCCAGGCUGGGCGGUCUACGCGCGUCAAUAAACUCUAGGAAGGCGAAAAGAGACCCGAAGCGAGACAGCCACCCGAGCGCAAAACGAGGCAACUCGCUCGGCCUGACUCCUGACUGCGCCUUUAAGGAUAGUCGUCGGGGGCGGAGCAGGGAGUGUCCCAGGCAGGCGCUGAGGUUGCGCGGCCGGAGAAGUGGGACUCCUUGGGGUUGCGGCGGCGGCGAGUUCGGCUUCGGGUGGGCCUAACGAGAGGAAGCGAGGGCGCACGGCGGGAGCGCUGCCAGCAUGGACUGGGGCACGGAGCUCUGGGAUCAAUUUGACACGGUUGAGCGGCACACUCAGUGGGGCCUGGACCUGAUGGACAGAUAUGUCAAAUUUGUGAAAGAGCGGACAGAAAUUGAGCAGGCAUAUGCAAAGCAGCUGAGAAAUCUUGUGAAAAAGCACCUUCCCAAGAGGAUCGCCCGAGAAGAUCCAGACACAAAGUUUUGUCAGUACCAGGCUUUCCUUCAGGUGGUGAAGGAGCUGAAUGACUUUGCAGGACAACGGGAGGUCAUAGCAGAGAACCUUCUAACCCAGAUCUGUGUGGAGCUUUCCAAGGACUCGCAGGAGCUGAAGCAGGAGAGGAAAUUGUAUCUGCAAGAAGGCCGAAGGGCUCAGCAGCAGUUAGAGAAUUCCUUCAAGCAACUUGAAAACAGCAAACGCAAGUUUGAACGUGACUGUCGGGAGGCUGAGAAAGCUGUGCUGAAUGCAGAGAAGCUGGAUCAGGAUAUCAAUGCUACCAAGGCAGAUGUGGAAAAGGCAAAGCAGCAGGCCAACCUACGUAGUCACAUGGCUGAGGAGAGCAAAAAUGAAUAUGCUUCGUGUCUUCAGAAGUUCAAUCACAAUCAGAACCAGUUUUACUUUCUGGAGAUGCCACAGAUCUUCAAUAAGAUGCAAGAGAUGGAUGAAAGACGGACGCGGCAUCUCAAGGGAGGCUACAGCAUCUUUUCAGAGAUAGAACAGCAAGUCAUGCCAAUCAUUGGCAAAUGCCUGGAAGGCAUGAAGGCAGCUGCAGAGGUGGUUGAUGAAAAAAAUGACUCGAAAGUGUUAAUUGAACUGCACAAAUCAGGUUUUGAAAGGCCAGGAGACAUGGAUUUUGAAGACUUCAGCCAACCCAUGAAUCGCACCUCCUCCGAUAGCAGCCUGGGCACUCCCCGGGGCACUCUUGACGGCCGGCUGGACCCCCGUCUGCUGGGCAAGAACAAGGGAAAACGCUGGCUCUUCAGUAGGAAGAAUAAGCUCCCAGCCCCUCCCCUCUCCCCUAUAAAUUGCCCUUCGUCCUCAUCUUCCCCCUCCUCCUCUGCCAUCAAUGGACCUCCAUCCCCCAAAUUCACCCGUGACCCUCUGUCUUACUGUUUGAACGAGAUCAAUAAGACAGUCAAACCCCGCAUCACGUCCUUCCGCAGCCUCAGACGGGGGACUGUGAUCACAGAAGACUUUAGCCAUCUGCCUCCAGAGCAGAGGAGAAAAAAAUUACAGCAGAAGAUUGAAGAAAGAAACCGGGAGCUGCAGAAAGAGCUGGAUCAGAGGGAUGCCUUAAAUAAAAUGAAGGAUGUUUACCAAAAGACACCACAGAUGGGAGAUCCCAAUAGUCUUGAGCCAAAGAUCUCAGAGACGCUGGGCAACAUUGAGAGGUUGCGUCUAGAGAUCCAGAAAUGUGAAGCUUGGCUGGCAGAUGCUGAGAGCAGGAUGCUGAGCAACCGCCCUGACACGGUUACCCGCUACAACCGCCACUUGGAUCCUGCCAGUGCCCUGAACAACAACAGCUGCUCACAUGAAAAAGACAGCCCAGACACUACUCAUUCUAACGAGAGCCAGGACACACUCAACCAACCCAUUUACACAGAGUUUGAUGAGGACUUUGAAGAGGACUUGGCAUCACCUAUCGGGACCUGUGUGGCCAUGUAUCAGUUUGAAGGUUCCAGUGAGGGCACCAUUUCCAUGCAGGAAGGUGAAGAGCUCAGCUUGAUGGAGGAAGACAAAGGUGAUGGGUGGACACGUGUACGGCGGCGUAGCAAAGGGGGUGAGGGUUACGUCCCCACCUCCUAUUUGCGACUGAAUGUGAACUGAGGGUGGGGGGGACUGACAGCCAAGUUCCAAGCGCUGCACCAACAUCAAGUCUGAAUGGAAGAGAGGUGGAGUUUCAGGUGCCUGGAAACAGCUCCAUGAUGGAGUGAGAAAGGAAAAGGAGGAAUUUGGGUGAGACAGUAAAAGAAGGAAUUUGCACCAAAUCACUACUGCAGGACUGCGAGACAAGAACUAUCAGAAUAACAAAACAAUGGCUGUGGCCUGCUGAAAGCAACGUUUUGGAUAAGAAUACAAGAGGGGGUUGACAUCCAGCUAGUAAUUGUUCCUCCUUUCCUGCAUUGUCUUCAUGGCAGUUACAAAAUAUUCCUUAUGAAAUGCUCUCCAGCCAGAGCAGCCAAAAAACGUGCAACUUCGCAUACAGGAAGAUUCCUGAAUUUGUGGCUCUGGGCUGUGGUCGUUGCCCCCUCGGAUGAAACGCAUGGGUGGACACACGCUUCGACCUUUCCUGGCUGCAGCAGCAGAAAGGCUCCCGUUCUGCUUUAAGGGCAGAGCCAGCUGUCCCUCCUGCUCAUCGCCAGGUUGGUCAGAGCAGAGCACGCUCUCCAGAGAAAAGUUUCUGCUUUUAUGCUGCGUUCAGUAGACUGCGUCCAGACCUCAAGGGGGUUGUGGGUGCUCCGGAGACUAGGGUGCUCCAUAUUUGGGGAGGAGCCCGGGCUGGGUUAGAAGCCUGGACUGUGCAUCCUUAAGACUGCUGCUAUGCCUGUUGUUGACUAGAAGCAGAGAGAGGGGGGAGGAUAGCUGCUGGGCACACCAGUCACCUCCCAGUGCUACUUCAAUUAGAUGCAAGGUUCACCAAAGCCUUCUUGCCCGAGGGCUGGCCAAAUGCCACACAGGUGCCAGACCAACAUCUGUAUGUUCUUUCCUUGAAAUGCACUUUAUAGUUUCCUGGAUUGGAUUGGCCUGGCUCAUUCAGCCAUUCAAAAGUGCCUCUUCCAGAGCAUUCAGGUUCGUUUCCCCCUUGGGGAAUACAUUACAUGACAGCAAAAGCAGGUGGCUCUGGCCUCUUCCUCUCCUGUCUCUGUGUUUGUUUUUUUAAAGAAGACUCUAUUGUUAGUUGUUUUAUACAGUGACCAAUUUAUUUUACCACUCAGUUUAACAUGUUCACAUAACCUGUAAUGUAGCCUCAGCUCUCAUCCCUCCAGCCUUGGAAGGGAGGGGCCAAAACCUGCCCCUCCCUUCUCUCUUGAGAUGUAGAAUGUAUUUCUGGGUGCCUUUUUACACUUUAUGUAAAUAGUAGCGGGGGGAAAUUAACUGGAUGCCUGUGCAGUUGCCUUUUUGUUCCUCUGGCCUCCAAGUGUGGACUUUUAAGAUCUGCAACAUUUAUGUCACUGUUUGGGAGCUAAAAGACUCUCCUCUACCUUUCCUGUUGUGCACAGUUCACCCCUCUGCAAGGGAGAGCUGGAGGAGAAAGCAAGAGGCAAAUGCCACAGGAAGCCAAGGCAUCCAGCAGUUCCCGCUUGCUUCUGCCUGUCCAGAGAGCAGCACAAACGAGGGGGCAGAGUGUGGGGGGAGGGGGAGGAGGAGAAAACAGGUUUGUUGUCUGACACUGGACUGGCACUGUUGUUAGAUCAGUAGGGGGAACAUUCCCCUCACCUCCACUUGUGCUUACCCAGGUAGUGCUUCUGUGCAACUUGCUCAUAAAUCUGGAGAGAGGCCUGACUACUGUCCGCUUGGACAGGUGGGGGGGAAUGCCGUGCUAUGGAAGUAGCUGCUAGCUUCUGCUGGUCAAAUAAAAACCUAAGAGCUACACUGCAUCAGACCAAAGACUCAUCUGACCUCGUAUUCUCCUCCCAUUGGGGCCAAGUAGAUGAUCCACAACAGCAACAGUACUUUUAUGCUCAUGUUCCUCAGCAAAGAAAGAUACAAUGCUGCUAGCUGCUGGUAACCUCACAUUCUGUGCAGGAGUCGAAUUCUUCAUUAAAGUUGUCCAAGUUGGUGGCUGUCUCUAGAUCAGCGUUUCUCAACCUUGACAACUUUUAAGAUGUGUGGACUUCAACUCCCAGCAUUCCCCAGCCAGCCAUGUUGGCUAGGGAAUUCUAGGAGUUGAGGUCCACACAUCUUAAAGUUGCCAUGGUUGAGAGACACUGCUCUAAGUCAUGUGAGAAAGCAGGAUUCCACUGUGAGUCCUGUCUGAAGGCUUUCCUCUGUCCUGCCUGACUCUUCGGUGAUUGACUUCAAGUGCUGGGAAAAAACCUUUAUUUAUCUGCACUGGCAUUAUGUCAAAAGGGAUACAUAUAAGCUUUCUCCCUGCUUGAGCUUGUCUGAAGGUCUUAUACAGGUAAGGGAGAAAAUCCUCCUUAAGACAACCUCUGUCAAAACUUUUCUCAAGUACUGUUUAACUUGAAGAAAAAAGUUCUGAAAAUAAUUAUGCACAUUUCUUUCCAUGUAAGACAAGAAUCAUACUUUAAAAAGGGAGCAGUAUUAACUGCAGUAUUCAGUUCUGUGUAAUGGAACCAUAACUACCAAAACAGGAAAAGUGUUCCAGCUGAGGAAGUUGCUUUCUUGUCUCAGAUGACAUGGGCUCUACUAACUUGGAUAGGAAUGCACUGCGACCUUUGGGUGCAGUUAAUCAUCUUGGAAGCCGUUACUUUCUGGGUUUGGGGUCUGUAAACCAAUGCUGUGAAAUUUCCAGUCAGGAUACGAAUAGGCAGAGAGCAGAGUUAUUUUCAUAGCAUGUAUUGAUUAAAAAUCAUCCACUGCU